GCUGUGCUCCGCUGGGGCUGGCAGGGUCUCUCCAUCACCCCCCACCUCCCCCAGCAGCGCAGAGCGCGUCCCUGCUGGGCUCCAGCCCCCUCCUGUCGGAGGCCAACGCCGAGCGCAUCGUGGACACCCUUUGCCGGGUGCGCGGCGCCGCCCUCAAGAUCGGCCAGAUGCUCAGCCUGCAAGACAGCAGCUUCCUGAGCCCCCAGCUGCAGCGGAUCUUCGAGCGCGUGCGGCAGAGCGCCGACUUCAUGCCCCCCUGGCAGACCAGCCAGGUGCUGGCCGAGGAGCUGGGCGCCGGCUGGCGGGAGCUGGUGGCCUCCUUCGAGGAGACGCCCUUCGCGGCCGCCUCCAUCGGGCAGGUGCACCACGGCCAGCUGCGCGACGGCACCGACGUGGCCGUCAAGGUCCAGUACCCCGGCGUGGCCCAGAGCAUCCGCAGCGACAUGGAGAACCUGCUCUCGCUGCUCAAGCUGAGCGUGGCGCUGCCGGAGGGUCUCUUCGCUGACAACACCCUGCAGGUGCUGCAGAAGGAGCUGGAGUGGGAGUGCGACUACCGGCGCGAGGCUGACUGUGCCCGGAGGUUUCGGCAGCUGCGGGGGGGCGACACGUAGGUGCCGCGUGUGGUGGAGUCGCUGACGGCCGCCCGGGUCCUGGCCAUGGAGCUGGCGCCCGGCGUCCCGCUAGACCAGUGCCUGGGGCUGGGCCAGGACACGCGGGACGAGAUCUGCUCCCAGAUGCUGCGCCUCUGCCUGCGCGAGAUCUUCGAGUUUCGCUUCAUGCAGACAGACCCCAACUGGGCCAACUUCUUCUACGACCCGGCCCGACACAAGGUGACGCUGCUGGAUUUCGGGGCCAGCCGCACCUUCAGCAAGGGCUUCACGGACGACUACAUUGAGGUGGUGAAAGCCGCGGCUGACAGGGACCGGGCCAAGGUGCUGCAGAAAUCCAAGGACCUCAAGUUCCUGACCGGGUUCGAGACUCAGGCCUUCGAGGAGGCGCACGUGGAGGCGGUCCUGAUCCUGGGCGAGGCCUUCUCGGCGCCGGGGCCCUUUGACUUUGGGGCGCAGCACACGACGCGCCGGCUGCAGACGCUGGUGCCCGUGAUGCUGCGGCACCGCUUGACGCCGCCGCCCGCCGAGAGCUACGCCCUGCACCGCAAGCUGGCCGGCGCCUUCCUGGCCUGUGCCUACCUGCGCGCCCGCGUGCCCUGCCGGCCCCUCUUCGACCAGCUCUACGCCCAGUACUGGGGCCGCUCCUAGCACUGCGGGCCAGAUCCCAUCUGUGUCUGGCCGUGGGGGCCCUGGUGCUUCGGUUGCUGCCCCCCUUUUCCACGGUGCCCGGGGGGGGCGUGGGGGCUGCUCCCCCGGCACGUGGAGUCUGGACUGUGCGGCUGCGGGCAGUGAGCAGGGGGUGCGCCUCCCC
Messenger RNA from Alligator sinensis (Chinese alligator), 1422 nucleotides. RefSeq names its product coenzyme Q8B (gene COQ8B). Gene Ontology annotation, cellular component: extrinsic component of mitochondrial inner membrane. Gene Ontology annotation, molecular function: kinase activity. The record is from RefSeq and is a predicted model, not a curated record. The transcript is spliced from 10 exons. NCBI's taxonomy places the organism in Eukaryota, Metazoa, Chordata, Crocodylia, Alligatoridae. Gene Ontology annotation, biological process: ubiquinone biosynthetic process.